This is a messenger RNA of Terrapene triunguis (Three-toed box turtle), 1404 nucleotides long. It is a transcript of the gene DIO2, whose product is annotated as iodothyronine deiodinase 2. NCBI's taxonomy places the organism in Eukaryota, Metazoa, Chordata, Testudines, Emydidae. Gene Ontology annotation, molecular function: thyroxine 5'-deiodinase activity. The transcript is spliced from 2 exons. The record is from RefSeq and is a predicted model, not a curated record.
GACUCCAGAGGGAAAGCACUUUGCACCACAGACAGAUAGCGAGAGAGAGGAGGGAGACAGGGACACACAGAGAGAGGGACAGAAAGUUUGUGUACAAAGACCUUAAAAAAAAAGUAGCGUUGCACCUGGUAACACUGGUGACACAGAAAGUAGAGGUCUGCUUAGUGCUUAAAUAGCUGAGAGACAAUGGGACAGGAGAGGAAAGUGAACGAUCUCUGCUUAAAUUUCAUAAUUGCAGGGAAGUAGAAGCACAGCUGCCUCUGUCUUUAACGGACUCAAAAGGGCUAUUGGAUAAGGGAAACAUUUUAGUCUCUGAAAAAGAAAAAGCUGCUCAGAGUUGAAUGAAUUUCAUGCUGAGUUAUGGUUUUGACCAGCCUGAGUAUAUUUAAUAAUUUCUGCUGCCGUUGAGAGAAGGAGGCGGGAGGUGGAGGGGGCUGAUGAGUUUUUUAAAAAUGCCUUUCAUUUUAUUUUAUCUUAUUUUUUAAAUGAGUGUUCAGGGCAAAAAAGGGAGCUGAAGGGAACCCGCUGGAGAGCAGCAGCAGGGAAGAUGGGUCUGUUAAGCGUGGAUUUGCUGAUCGCGCUUCAGAUCUUGCCGGUUUUUUUCUCCAAUUGCCUCUUUCUUGCACUCUACGACUCUGUGAUCCUCCUGAAGCACAUGGUGCUGCUCCUGAGUCGCUCUAAGGCGGCGCGUGGCGAGUGGCGAAGAAUGCUGACCUCGGAGGGACUACGCUGCGUCUGGAAUAGCUUCCUCCUAGAUGCCUACAAACAGGUGAAAUUGGGAGGAGAAGCCCCAAACUCCAAUGUGAUCCACAUAGCUAAUGGCAGCAGCAGCAGCAGUAGCAGAAGGAAAAGUGUUGGCGGAAAAUAUGGAACCAAGUGCCACCUCCUGGACUUUGCCAAUUCAGAGCGCCCGCUGGUGGUUAACUUUGGUUCAGCCACCUGACCCCCAUUCACGAGCCAGCUGUCGGCCUUCGGCAAGCUGGUGGAGGAGUUCUCAGGUGUUGCCGAUUUCCUGUUGGUCUACAUCGAUGAGGCUCACCCAUCGGAUGGCUGGGCUGCCCCUGGGAUCUCUCCCUCCUCAUUUGAGGUGAGGAAGCACAGGAACCAGGAAGACCGAUGUGCUGCUGCUCACCAGCUCCUGGAGCGAUUUUCCUUGCCAUCCCAGUGCCAAGUGGUAGCUGACUGCAUGGACAAUAAUGCCAACGUGGCCUAUGGGGUCUCCUUCGAACGAGUGUGCAUCGUGCAGAGACAGAAAAUUGCCUACCUGGGGGGCAAGGGCCCCUUUUUCUACAACCUCCAGGAAGUCCGGCUUUGGCUGGAGCAAAACUUCAGCAAGAGAUGAAAUCCAGCCUAAGAUGAACAAAGUGUGUCAAGAGCCUUGUCCCUUUAAAGUGAUAAAAAAGG